Messenger RNA from Macadamia integrifolia, 1511 nucleotides. RefSeq names its product basic leucine zipper 6. The record is from RefSeq and is a predicted model, not a curated record. The transcript is spliced from 5 exons. The coding region runs from base 319 to 1293 and encodes 324 amino acids. Lineage: Eukaryota; Viridiplantae; Streptophyta; Magnoliopsida; Proteales; Proteaceae. Gene Ontology annotation, molecular function: DNA-binding transcription factor activity. Gene Ontology annotation, biological process: regulation of DNA-templated transcription.
UUUGCCGCCCAUAGCCCAAGUGGCACACCGUGCGCACUUUAACUAUCCUUCACCCACCCUCCUUGUUCCUACUCCACCGCCUUGCAGACUCUCCUCAUAGGCUCACUGCUCCUACCCUCCCGGGUUGUUCUUGUUCUUGUUCUUCUUCGCCUUUCAUUAUUCCCACCUCGCUUUCUUCUUUCAGAAAUAUAAAUGAGAAUGAAGAUGAUCAGAGAGGAGAAGAAAAGCAGAAAACACAAAGGGAAGUAGCAAAGGGAGGCUGACCAUGGGUUACUAUAACAAGCAGUGGGACGCGCUGUAAAUAACAAACAGUAUACUAUGUCAAGGCCGGCUCACGCUCACCUUCCCCCUCGUUGCCCAUUGCAGACCAGAGCUUCUCGCCAACUCCAGGAUUCUCCCGUCUCUCCAACUUUGCCCAGAAAGGAAGGAUUGCGCCCUUUUCAUCAUCGGUCUACUUCUCUGAGUUCUAUCGUGGAGGAGCAGCCAUCUUGGUUUGAUGAACUUCUAAGUGAUUCCGACACCCAUUACAGAGGGACCUCUCUUCGCCGAUCAGCUAGCGAUUCACUGGCUCUUGUAGAGGGUUCGGCCUCGUUUCCCAGUAUUUCUUCUCUUAUUGAUGAACAGAAUGCCGUUUCGGACGAAACUGGAAAUGGGUUGGUAGGAGAUUGUGUAUAUGGACCAAACUCUCCUCGAGGAAGGUCGAAUUUAACCCAUUCAAGGGACCCCAUAGUUUCGGCGUUAUCUGAGUAUGUUUCUGAAAUGCCUUUGCAGUAUUUAUCCGGGAAUAUCUGCAAUUCUGAAACUAUCCAAUCUGUUUCGAAAGGGAAUGCUUGUGUUUCUAAGGGUGAGCUUGAUCCAGAGGCAAAGGUUGCACAACGGCACCCUGCACAGCGUUCAAGGGUUCGUAAGCUUCAGUAUAUUGCUGAACUAGAGAAAACUGUCAAUGUUUUUCAGACUCUGGAAUUAGAGUUGGAAGCCAGAGUUGCUUCGCUCCUUCAGAAGCGUGUUUUUUUGUCCGUGGAAAACAACACACUAAAGCAGCAAAUAGUCUACCUUCAGAAGGAAAAAUUAGUCCAGGAUGUUCAAUAUCAGACACUGAAGAAGGAAGUUGAGAGGUUGACAAUGGAUUACAUAAACCAUCUGAAGAGUACUAGUACACAUUCUUGCACAGGAUCCAACAUCAGUGCAGUUUCUUCGGAGGCUAGCUGGAAGAUUUUAGAAAUGGGAAGGCUUAGUCUUGGUGGAAACCCAGUUACGCUGAAGCAUAUGGUUUCAGAAGCUAAUGAGGCUUGAGGGUAUGGGCUCUGGUUUCACAUGCAUUUUCCUAUAUAGUGGAAUCAAGCGAAAGCUAUACCAACCACCAAGUGCCAGAUCCCUAGGUAGGUAGCCUAUCAAUCAUGCAAGUUCUUGCUUGUAAAUGUUAAACCUACUAUACGUCUUGUAGAAACCGUCUGGCUGUGGAUGACGAUGUAAUAUCGUUACCUAUAUAAUUAUAUUCAUAUUUACAGAUA